Molecule: messenger RNA, 2171 nt
Organism: Photinus pyralis (common eastern firefly)
Lineage: Eukaryota; Metazoa; Arthropoda; Insecta; Coleoptera; Lampyridae
Exons: 2
Coding region: 993-2042 (349 amino acids)
Source: RefSeq, a predicted model, not a curated record
UUCCUUCAAGGUCGAGGUCAUGGUUACUUAAAUAAAUAUGUUAAAAAUUACUUGUGUUUUAUGUAUCCUGGUGAUGGGUGACUCGUUUAACUGUAUUUGAAGAGUGGUAAUCACCUCGACCUUGAAUGUGUGGUAAUCUUGAAGUAACCAUGACCUCGACCUUGAACGUGUGGUGACCUUGGGGUGGUGUAGCAGUUCUCCCCAACCUACCCUACUUUGUGAUUAUGAGAUAAAUUUUUGUUGUUUUUGGCUUUGGCACUACCAAUACUAGUUUGUAAGUAAGAUUAUUUAAAAUUUCAUUUUGUUUUAGAGAAUGGUAUAUUUAUAUGUUUUUAUAAAUAUAUGAUCUAAACAUAAGAGCCUUCUUCCGGUCUAUAUAAGUACAAUGGCAUUAUAGGUCCUCUGCUGAACUAAUAGUACAAUAAUAAAUCAUCUUGCAAUCAAACUUUCAGCGUUUGAUUGUUGAUAACCGUCUAUCGAACACGCAACCGCAAAUUAGUAAUGCCUGCUGCCGGCUUCCGAAUUUAUAUGAUGGCGACCGAAACCCGAUAGCAUUUGCUGUCGGCCGUGUGCCGCUUGCUUCGGAAUCGUACCAAAGCGACAUAGCAAAAUUCAUUGAUUUAAAUAGCCUUUUAAUUAUAAAAGUGACAACACUGCUUUGAAAUCUAAAACACGAGCCAGUAUUACACAGUACAAAUGAUGAAUUUUGUAAGCUUGAGAUGGGCAUACCUUUAUGACAAAGGCUGGACAUGGUAGCCAUAUCCUUUUAGUAUUUUCCCACCGUAUUUGAAUUUAGUGUUCGGAGUGAAGUUAGUUGACCCCUUAAGAUCAUUACAGAUUUUUGGUGCCGUGACCAGGAUGCUUGGAACUGGAGGUUUGUGGAAGGAAAAGUGGGUACUUGUGUUGUUAAUUAUAGGAUGGGUUAUGCUGCAUAGAAGUUGUUUCUGGACACAAGGAUUCGGUAGUUAUUGAAGUUUGUGUUGUACCAUAAGAUGGAAUCAUCAGCACAGUCAGUUGCGUCCGAGGAAGGUCAGGUGUACGAGAUGAGUUCCCUCGAGGUUGAGUUCCUGCAGUUGAAGGAGAUGGUGCGCCAACAGUCUGCCCGGAUGGAGGCCUUCAUGAAGGCACAGGAGAGCGUGAACCAACGGCUGCUGGACGCCAAGGAGAACCCUCGACCAAGGAACCUGUCUACGGAAGCUAUCGCGUCUACGUCAAGCGGUGAGUUCGUUCCAAGUAAUCCGACCUACCCCAUGCCUAACAUCCUGCCUAACCCCGAGCCUAACGCUAACCCUCUCCCUAAAACCAAUGUUGUUGACUCGGAGUGGAAGGAAGUAGCGAGGAGUCUGGCGAGGCGAUCUGCGGGCCCAAUUGCGGAGAAGCCCCUUUUCAUUCCCGGUAAGACCAAUCCCGUGUUAUUUCUUGAGCAGUUCGAGAAGUAUUUCCGCAUGACUCGGUUUGCUCCCGAGGACAAGCUGGAUGUAAUGAGAGGGUGUUUGGGGUAUAGAGUGGCACAGUGGGUGGAUGCGAAUGAAAAGGAGUGGGUGAGUUUUGAGGCUUUCCGUCGUGAGUUUUUAGAACGGUUUUGGUCGGAGAAGGAGCAGCGCGCUGAGCGGAUGAGGGUGUUGACGAAGCGGUUUGUUGCUGGUGCAGGUGGAUCCAGUAUGUCGGAGUACUUCUUGAAGCAGAUGUCCUUGCUACGUACCGUGUCGCCGUUGGUUCCCGAGGCCAAGUUGGUAGAGGAUAUUAUGGACCAACUCCCUGAUUCCAUACAGGCGCUGUGGUCCCUGACGACGCAUACCGAUAUGAAGACAACGGUGAGAUUCAUCACUAAGCAGGAGGCUAUAGGUAGGAAACGGAAACACCUGGUGCCAGAGUCUACUUCAGGUAGCGCCACCCGGAGGCCUCGUUUGGAACAGUCCACGUCAUGGCAGAGAGAGAGAGAGGAGGCUGUUCCCCCAUAUUUAGGUUCCUCUACGCGAAGACCUCAAUCCCUUAUGAAUCCUCGUAGACCGUCGACGGAAAACUUCCAUGGGGAACGCUAAGAAGGCACCGAUCCUCUAAACCACUUUUUAAGUCCUUCCCAUUUACACCCCUGAAAUUUGUCCCAGCGAGCCUGGAGUGCGAAUCUGCGGUUUCUCCUUCGGUACUGUCGACUGUUGCCUGUGGAGGAA